UCAAUGUUUAUAUGUGUACUUAUUGCUGGAAACCACUCCAAACACUGUUUAAGACAAUUUCGCAAAUUGUGAAUAUUAUCUCUCCGUGAUUAGUCGUAGGAAGAAUGGACGAGGCGAAAUGAGUUGGUUCGACACUACUGGCAUCGCCAGUUUGGCGAAAAAUGCAUUGAAAGAGGCCCAAAGAACGAUCGACAAAGCGCUGGAUAUCAAAGAUGAUGAAGUUCCCUCAAAACCCACUACGUCGACAGAAGAUGAAACUGAUGGCUUUUUCUCGAGUUGGGGCAUCAAAAGUCCAACCAGUGGGACUACUGCCGUGCAUUCCACCAAGAGUACAGUGGACUCCGCCGUCCAGGAAGAGCCGACUCCUUCAUCUGCCAACACCGGUAAUAUUUGGGGAUCAUUUACAGGCUCAUUUUUUGAAGCAGAGUCGUCAAAGACAACAACGGCGGAAGAUGCCUCAGAGCCGGUUUCUAUACAACCCAAGAAAGUUUCGGGUGCUGUAGAAAAACCAAAAGAUUCGAUUAAGCCUCCAGCCACUCUGAGUGUGACUCGGCAAGCGAUUCAGGGAAGAAGAGUGGCUGCCAACACCAACAGGCUUUCUGUGAUAUCUUCAAGUACUGGAAGUCCAGACGAUGGAUGUGGCAGCGAAAGUGUUGGGGUUUUGGGCUCCACCAGCGAGAGCAGUCUCUCGCCUGAAACCGCAGAAGCAUGCCAACACGUUGAGCAAAGUUCUCCAGAGUCUGUUGGUGUGAUUGCUGGAGGAAGCAGUAGCGACAUCAGCGAGCUCACUUCUCCCAGUUCCGUAGAGGUCAUUGGAUGGAGUGAAGCGGAAUCCCCUUGCUCGCCAAUAGCAGCGCCAAUACGACCGAUUGGUUUGUUUCCACUCCAGCCGCGUCCGCAGUCCUCCCUGCAGAGCCCAGUGAGCGACAUCUUAACCCCCGAAAGUGUAGAGUUCAUUCCUGAGUUCAAGAAUUCAGAGCUUGUGAUAAAUGAGGAAGAGUCAGAGGCGAGCUUGGCUGACGACAGCUCCACCUCAGCCUCAAGCACAACGACCACGACUGUGAUGGAACCUAGAGUGCCUGAUCUCACGGCCAGCGUUCACAUGAGAACGAUGCUUGCAGAAGCGAUGGAAGAACAGGCCAGUUCUAACUCAUCUGAGAAAAGUUCGCAAACUGCAGGAAGAGAUCAGCACUCUCCAGUGUCGUCUCUGACGUCUGAGCCCAUAAAAAUUGAGUGUGGCCAGCUGAGUGGACAAACGUCGGGCGAUGAGCUUGAGACAACAACUUCAUCCGACAUUGAGAUUAUAUCAAGUCCCAAUGGGGACGGCAGUAGCACACAUUCCAGACAGAGUCCUACCAAGCUUCAUCCUUUAGUUACUGCUGUUAGGGGCGAACUGCCCAGCAGCGGAUCGCCUGACUCCACCAACUCGGACCGUACUUCCCACAGAUACCCAGGAAUCGACCCUAAAGCGCCAAGUGAGGAGAUGCUGAAGAGAAUAAACGAACUGCAAACCAUUCUAGACGCGCGGGAAACUAAGCUUUUCGAGCUGGGUAAAAUAAAUGUAGAGCUGCAAGAGAACAACGUAGAAUUGCACAGACAACUGGAGAUGGGCUUACAAAAUCAAGCUGCAAACACGCAAGACGUUGGUCAAAUAACAGAGGAGUUUACGCAGCGCCUGUCCGCGCUGGAGCGGCGUUUCCAGCAGGCUAUAAGAGAUAAAGAGGCGGUGAAAAAGCAGUUAGACAGCGUGAAGCAGGAAGCCUCGUCAAAAGUGGCCGCGUCAGAGCUUCAGGCGAUUGUUAGCGAGAAGGACGAGGAGAUUAAGGAGCUGAGAGAGGAGGGUGAAAAGCUUUCCAAGCAGCAGCUGCAGUUGUCCACCUUGGUCAAGAAGCUGAGGGCCAAGGAAAAGGAUCUGGAGGCUGCUGCUAAAACUAACAAGCAACAUUUGUCUGAUCUUAAUCAAGAGGCGGAAAGAUUGAAAAAAUCCCUUUCCGCGAAAGAGGAGGUUGAACGAAGCCAAAUCGAAGCUGUCAAUCGGCUCACAGCUCAAGUGAAACGGCAGGACCGGGAGCUGAGCGCACUGCAGAUCCAGUUGAACGAUUCCAAAGAGGAAAAAGAUAGGCUGCAAACUACACUGGAAUCGACUAAUAAAGAAAUGACUGAGUUACGUUCAUCACAGCUGAGCUCGGAGCUUGCCCAGCGGCAGAUCUUAUCUCACCAGCUGGAGGAAAAGCAGCGAGAGAUCAACAAGCUGCAGAUCACGCACCAAAGAGAGCUUGAAGAACUGCGCAGGGAAUUCAUCGCAAACUCGGCAUCAGGCUCGCAAAGGGAAGAACAGCUAAGGAAAGAAUACACCGGACUCUUGAAAAAGUUGCAGUUGGCCGAAACUAGGGCGGAGGAAUUGGCGCAGUGCACGUCCGACUCGACAAAGCCUCUUUUGAGACAGCUGGAAGCACUGCAGUCCAGUGCAUCCUCUCAACAGCAACUGGCUGAAAGAACAGAGCGCCAGCUGUGCGACAAAAUUGCAGAGUUGCAGGCUAAGUUAGCAGCUGUCACGGAGCAGGAACGAGUGAGUCGGGAGCUCAAGACUGGACUUUCCGCUCAAAUCGGUGCUUUGCAAGCUGAAAUUACUACUUUGAGCGCCACUAAUAGAGAGCUGCAGAGUCAAAAUAAGGUUCUGCUGAAGGAGAAUGAAAGAUUGUCUGAUUGCCUGUCAAAUUUGGAGAGGACCACUGCAGAAGACGUUCGAAGUCUUAGGGCUGAAGUUUCAUCCUUGAAAGACCAGUUAUCAAUUCAGCAGGCUGCAACAGAAGCUGAGAAACGGCAUACGACGGCCCUAGAAUUCAAGUUGAAACAAGCUGAAAUAGCUCGAACUCAACUUAUGGAACAGACUCCUCUUACUGUGACGAUAGGUUCGCAAGCAAUGACUUCCAGCACUCCUCCACGGUCGUCGCCGGCACCUUCUCUGACUGAAAGCGUGAUGAGUGCGAGCUGGAUGCAGGACGACAUCCUCAACGGCGUUCCAUCAGUUAGCCUCAUGAGUGACCACGCAGGCCCUUCGUCUGCCCUGCUUGAAAACCUCCAAUCGCAGCUGAAGUGGAGGGAAGGAGAAAUAGCGCAGAUGCGUUUGCGGACCCGUCGACUGGAGGCGGAGAGGACCGAUCUCUCCAAGCAGGUGGCCGACCUGACCGCCAAGGCAGAGACGCAAUCCUCCGAGCUGGAGAGAUUUGUCGAGUUGGAAAGGAAGUACGACGCCCUGUUGCAGAUGUAUGGCGAGCAAAUAGAGGUCAACCAGGAGCUGCGAAUGGACUUGAUUGAUGUGAAAGACAUGUUCAAAAUUCAGAUCGAAGCGCUGGUCAGCAACCAGGCAAACACUCCUUCCUGAGAUUGAGCUAGUCGAUUGAUGCUAAUAAGGAGUGCUUGACUGAUUUGGCUUGUGAUGAAGUUAUCUUGAGACAGUUUUACGUAUUGUGUACUUUAAUUCAAUUGGCCAGAACUAUUAAGUUUUUAAGAGAUAUUUGACAUUCAAACUGUUAUGUUGUAUUUGUGUUCCAGAUGAUGUUUGCUCCUACUUGUUUUUAAAAAUAAAAUGCACAAUAAUUUAACUCAAAGAGAA
Molecule: messenger RNA, 3616 nt
Organism: Cloeon dipterum
Lineage: Eukaryota; Metazoa; Arthropoda; Insecta; Ephemeroptera; Baetidae
Gene: Tmf
Product: TATA element modulatory factor
Exons: 13
Coding region: 119-3385 (1088 amino acids)
Cellular component (GO): endoplasmic reticulum; Golgi apparatus
Source: RefSeq, a predicted model, not a curated record